AGAGGCAAGGGCCUCUUAGCUAACUACCCCUUGGUUUCUCAGAGCAGAGCUCAAGCUUCUUCCACCCUUCUACUCAAAACCAGAGCAUCUUACUGAAGAAAGUGGGAUUUCUCUUUCCUGUUGGAUGUGAACAAAAAUUUGAAAAUGCCUGUCAGGAGGGGGCAUGUGGCCCCUCAGAACACUUAUUUGGAUACAAUCAUCAGGAAAUUUGAAGGACAAAAUCGCAAGUUUAUUAUUGCCAAUGCCCAGAUGGAGAAUUAUGCUAUCAUUUACUGCAAUGAUGGCUUCUGUGAGAUGUUUGGCUACUCUCGGGUAGAAGUUAUGCAACGGCCUUGCAGCUGCAGUUUCCUCACUGGGCCUGACACCACACCCAACUCCAUUGCCCAGCUGGGACAAGCGUUGCUUGGAUCUGAGGAAUGCAAACUGGAGAUCCUCUACUACAGGAAAGACACAUCACGCAUUCAUUGUUUAGUGGAUGUGGUCCCUAUAAAGAAUGAAGAAGGAAUUGUCAUCAUGUUUAUUUUGAACUUUGAGGACCUGGCAGUUCUCAUUGCCAAAAGUGCCCGACAGAGUCUACACCAGCGUCUUACCCAAGGAUGGCAUACAGAAAGUUCCCAAGCCAAACUCAACCAGAAUUCCACAUCAGAUGCAAACCUCAUGAAAUAUAGGACAAUCAGCCAGAUUCCACAGUUCACCCUCAACUUUGUGGAAUUCAACCUCGAGAAGCAUCGUUCAGGCUCUACCACAGAGAUUGAGAUAAUCGCCCCGCACAAAGUAACAGAACGCACCCAGAAUGUAACUGAAAAAGUCACUCAGGUCCUAUCACUGGGAGCAGAUGUCCUCCCAGAGUAUAAGUUGCAGGCACCACGCAUCCAUCGAUGGACCAUUCUGCAUUACAGCCCCUUCAAAGCAGUAUGGGACUGGCUUAUCCUACUACUGGUCAUCUACACAGCUGUCUUCACUCCCUACUCGGCUGCUUUCUUGCUCAAUGAAGAGCAGGAAGAGAAGGAGACAGACUGCAGCUAUUCAUGUGAUCCUCUCUAUAUAAUUGACCUCAUUGUGGACAUCAUGUUUAUAAUUGACAUUGUCAUUAAUUUCCGCACUACUUAUGUCAACAUGAAUGAUGAAGUAGUCAGCCACCCAGGAAAGAUUGCUAUCCAUUAUUUCAAAGGCUGGUUUCUCAUUGAUAUGGUUGCUGCCAUCCCCUUUGAUUUACUCAUCUUUCGCUCUGGAUCUGAUGAGACAACAACUCUGAUAGGGCUUCUAAAGACUGCACGACUCUUACGCUUAGUGAGAGUGGCCCGCAAGUUGGACCGCUAUUCAGAAUAUGGGGCCGCUGUACUCUUUCUGCUCAUGUGCACAUUUGCUCUCAUUGCCCAUUGGCUAGCCUGCAUUUGGUAUGCUAUUGGCAAUGUGGAGCGGCCAUAUAUGAAGCAUAAGAUUGGAUGGCUGGACAACCUCGGUGACCAGAUUGGCAAACCCUACAAUAACAGUGACCUCUCGUCUGGCCCUUCCAUCAAAGAUAAAUACGUGACUGCUCUCUACUUCACAUUCAGUAGUCUUACCAGUGUGGGCUUUGGCAAUGUCUCACCCAAUACCAACUCUGAGAAGAUUUUUUCCAUCUGCGUCAUGCUUAUUGGCUCUCUCAUGUAUGCUAGCAUUUUUGGCAAUGUUUCUGCUAUCAUCCAGCGCUUAUACUCUGGCACAGCUCGCUACCACACCCAGAUGUUAAGGGUCAAGGAGUUCAUCCGUUUCCACCAAAUCCCCAAUCCUCUACGCCAACGCCUUGAAGAAUAUUUUCAACAUGCCUGGUCUUACACCAAUGGUAUUGACAUGAAUGCGGUGCUGAAAGGAUUUCCUGAUUGCCUACAGGCUGAUAUCAGCCUCCACCUCAAUCGCACCCUUCUCCAAAAUUGCAAGGCCUUCCGAGGAGCUAGCAAAGGCUGCUUACGUGCCUUGGCAAUGAAGUUCAAGACAACACAUGCCCCUCCUGGUGAUACCCUGGUGCAUUAUGGAGAUGUCCUUACCACUCUUUAUUUUAUCUCACGUGGCUCCAUUGAGAUCCUCAGGGAGGACAUAGUAGUGGCCAUUCUAGGAAAGAACGACAUUUUUGGAGAGCCUAUCAGUCUGUAUGCCAGACCUGGAAAAGCCAAUGCAGAUGUGCGAGCCUUGACUUAUUGUGACUUGCAUAAGAUUCACCGGGAAGAUCUCCUGAAAGUCUUGGAUAUGUAUCCAUCCUUUUCAGAUAACUUUUGGAGCAAUUUGGAGAUAACGUUCAACUUGAGAGAUGCAGAUAGUAUUCCUCGUUCUUUCCUCAGUGAAGACUACACAUGCAACUAUCGCCAAACACGUCAUCAUAAACAUUCUCCCUGCCAAGCUAACAAAAUUGGUGACAUGGAUGCAGGCAACUCAGACUUGGAGCAAUGUCAUGGAUACUCUGAAUUUACACCAGUGCAGCAUCCUGACAUGCACAGCACCACAACAUCCUGCUCCCAAAUGAGUGAAGAGGAAGCCAAGAUGCCCAAUCCCAUCAAGGUUGAUCCUUUCACAGAUACUGAAAACAAUGAUUUUGUCCCAACUGUGGUAAACCUGGUCACUGAUGGCACAAAGGCCAAUCAACUGGUAACUGAAGAAAAUUUAGCCUACGCAGCAACAUCAUUGGAUGUUUCCAACCUGUUCACAUUCUGGGAGAAAAAAAAGCCCAGUCUCUUGUCGGAGCCUUUCCAGCACAUCUCCUUGGUACAUAGUCCAAUGGGCACACCUCUAAAUCCUGAGGAUGGACCACGGCAGAUUGAAGCAAAGCUGGAAUGCCUGCAGGCACAGCUUAGCAGACUAGAAUCCAGGAUGUCUUCCGACAUUAAUCUCAUUCUGCAGCUGCUACAGCGCCAGCUGUCUCAAGUGCCACCUGCAUAUAGUUCCAUCUCGCCUUCCUCCCGUAAUUUAUCUCUGUAUAGCAUGAACCUAAGGAACACAGAACCUGAUCCAUCCCUGGGAGAAGAGGAACUGACUCCCCUGAAAGAGAUUCCAAAUUAUUGUGAAAUUGGAAAAAAAACAGUAAAAUCUAGGAAUUUGUUGUCAAGUGGUUUACCCCUGUCACUGGCUUUAAAUGAUACUGUAGCAAUCAAUUCCCAGCAACAGCUUUAUCCACAGUUCCUGUCAAAACAAGAACCUCACUGGAGGAUACCUAAUAACCAGAAACUUUUCCAAGGAUCUCGUUUCCAUUCUCUCCCUGAACACCUUGAGGCAACAUCUGAGCAUUUGGACAUUCAGAGACAUCUCUCUGACCCACUCCUUCCUAUAGUUUAGGAAUCCAAGUGCACAGAAAGCCAAGCGAAGAGGAGUUGAAUUGAGAAAUCAUUUAGUAUAGGGUUUACUCCUUACACUUGGAGGACAUUUCCAGCGUACUGUAACUAUGUUCUGCUCUCUGAGAAAAGGGCAAUUUAAAAGAGAAUUGACUUCAUUGAUUUCUAACACAGAGAA
Molecule: messenger RNA, 3480 nt
Organism: Ahaetulla prasina
Lineage: Eukaryota; Metazoa; Chordata; Lepidosauria; Squamata; Colubridae
Gene: KCNH6
Product: potassium voltage-gated channel subfamily H member 6
Exons: 14
Coding region: 145-3306 (1053 amino acids)
Biological process (GO): membrane repolarization during action potential; potassium ion transmembrane transport; regulation of heart rate by cardiac conduction
Cellular component (GO): membrane
Molecular function (GO): inward rectifier potassium channel activity
Source: RefSeq, a predicted model, not a curated record